Erpetoichthys calabaricus (reedfish) is the source of this 1431-nucleotide messenger RNA. RefSeq names its product ALG3 alpha-1,3- mannosyltransferase (gene alg3). Gene Ontology annotation, molecular function: dol-P-Man:Man(5)GlcNAc(2)-PP-Dol alpha-1,3-mannosyltransferase activity. The transcript is spliced from 9 exons. The record is from RefSeq and is a predicted model, not a curated record. The coding region runs from base 56 to 1357 and encodes 433 amino acids. NCBI's taxonomy places the organism in Eukaryota, Metazoa, Chordata, Cladistia, Polypteriformes, Polypteridae. Gene Ontology annotation, cellular component: endoplasmic reticulum.
AAGUAUGGAGACGUUUCCGGGAAAGGUCAAAGGUUGCUUUUAAAAGCAAGCAGUUAUGGCGUAUGGAGCCGGGGUGGUAAGGAAGAAGCAUGGAACGACUGAUGUAUCGUCAAGUUGGAUAUACCUUCGCACUCUUUGGCAAGAGAAGCAUUUGAUCCUGUUCCAACCUCGGUAUACAGCGCUGGUGGCUGCGGCGCUGUGGAUGGCGGAGAUCGGAAUUAACUUGUGGGUCAUUCACAGAGUUGCGUAUACAGAGAUUGACUGGAAGGCUUAUAUGAGUGAGGUGGAGGGCGUAAUCAAUGGGACGUAUGACUAUACAAAGCUGAAGGGAGACACUGGACCCUUAGUAUACCCAGCUGGCUUUGUAUACAUUUUUACUGCACUAUAUUUUGCCACUGAACAUGGGGCAAAUAUUCGUUUUGCUCAGUACCUCUUUGUGGUUUUCUACCUUGUUACUCUGCUCCUGGUGUUUCGCAUCUACCAGCGCACCCAGAAGGUGCCACCAUUUGUGUUUUUCUUCAUGUGCUGCGCCUCCUACCGAAUCCAUUCAAUCUUCAUCCUUAGGCUGUUUAAUGAUCCUGUGGCAAUGAUGCUGCUCUUUGUUGCUGUGAAUUUACUACUUGACAAUCACUGGAUGCUGGCAUGCUGCUUCUACAGUUUAGCAGUGUCGGUUAAAAUGAAUGUCCUUCUCUUUGCACCUGGUCUGCUCUAUUUGCUUCUGUCCCAGUUCGGGCUGUUGAGGAGCAUCCCAAAACUGUGUGUCUGUGCCCUUAUCCAGGUUUUGCUAGGUCUUCCUUUCCUCCUGGAGAACCCAACUGGCUAUCUUAGCCGUUCUUUUGACCUGGGCCGACAGUUUCUGUUCAAGUGGACUGUCAACUGGCGCUUCCUUCCUGAAGAUGUUUUUCUGAACCGCUAUUUUCACGUCAGCCUCUUGGGGGCUCACUUGGUCAUACUGGUGCUCUUUGCUGCAUACUGCUGGACCAGGUCUGGGGACAGGUUAGUCUCCCUGCUCAAGGAUCCUGCAAAGAGAAAACCAGUAAUGCCACCAUUGACUGCAGAUCGAAUCAUACUCAUUCUGUUCACAUCGAACUUCAUUGGUGUCUGCUUUAGCCGGUCACUGCACUACCAGUUCUAUGUUUGGUACUUCCAUACCCUGCCAUAUCUCCUGUGGAGUGGCCAGGUCAAGAAGCUGGCUCACCUGUUAAGGGUACUACUCUUGGGGCUGAUUGAACUCUCCUGGAACACCUACCCUUCAACGAGCUACAGUUCUGCUUCCCUUCAUGUCUGCCACCUGAUUAUCCUGCUGUCCCUUUGGUUCAUUCAGGACCCUGAGCCAGUCCACAGCAAGCGAAAGUAAUGAGAGCAAUGGUUGUAUCUUUGAUUUUCUUUUUUUUUAUUAAGACUGCAAUGAAGUUUGAGAUUUACAUACAA